Molecule: messenger RNA, 489 nt
Organism: Aegilops tauschii subsp. strangulata
Lineage: Eukaryota; Viridiplantae; Streptophyta; Magnoliopsida; Poales; Poaceae
Source: RefSeq, a predicted model, not a curated record
AUGGACGCGUUGCCGGCCGGGGGACCUGGCGGCUUCUGGCUCCAGGCCGACGGUUGCGGCAGCAAGGCCUUGUGGGUAGAGUUCGAGGUCACGGCCACCGGCAAAGCGCUGCUGACCUGCAGGUGGCAGUCGUUCGCCCGCGCGCGGGACCUGCGCUGGAGGUGCACCCUCCAUUUCAGGUAUGACGGCACCGCGACCCUCUACGUGAGGAUCUUCGGGGAGGACGGCCCGCGUGUGGGGUGCUGCCCGGAGAGCGACAGCGACGACGACGGUGAUGCUGACGAUGGACGGAGGGGCGGCAUCGUCGCCGAUGAUGACCUCGCCCUUGGCGAUGGUCGUGUCGCCUCUAGCAGCGGCGGCUUCUCCUCCGCGAAAAGCUCUAGUGACGACGACUCUGACAAGCCGCUGCGUCACCGAGCCCGGAUCGGAAGGGAAGAUGAGUCGGGCCGCCGUCACGCCCCGGCGAAGCGGGAGGAGGGCUCUGAGUGA